Messenger RNA from Mustela erminea (ermine), 4087 nucleotides. RefSeq names its product Rho related BTB domain containing 2 (gene RHOBTB2). The record is from RefSeq and is a predicted model, not a curated record. The transcript is spliced from 10 exons. The coding region runs from base 954 to 3137 and encodes 727 amino acids. Gene Ontology annotation, biological process: small GTPase-mediated signal transduction. NCBI's taxonomy places the organism in Eukaryota, Metazoa, Chordata, Mammalia, Carnivora, Mustelidae. Gene Ontology annotation, molecular function: GTPase activity; protein binding; GTP binding.
GGCUAAGAUGCGUCUCGGAGGUCUUACUCAGCCUCCUGGAGGAAAGGGGGAAAACCUGUGUGAGUCCAGCGAGGUCUUGCGCCUUGCCAGGUAGAGGGAGGAGACCCACCAGCGGUGGUGAGCCGAGACCCUCCCAGCUUCGUCCCUCCGGGCUCGGGGAAGGGAGGGCGGGCGGGAGGGAGUGAGCGGCGCCGUGGGGCGGGGCCGGGGCCGGGCCCGCCGGUCGCCCAAUCCUCUUCUUUCUCCGCCCCUUCCCCGCCCCCAGACCCCUUUCCACCAACUGAGCUCCGCGGUGGGCGGAGCCUGUCCCGGCCGCCGGCCUGGGUGAGAUUUUUGCCCCCCGUUCUUCCUCCCUUUCUUUCUUUUUUUAUUUUUUUUCCCUUUCCUUUUUUUGUGAAUGAAAACGGGAGGUCGCGAGCGGUCCCCGGGACUGCAGCGCUAGGCGUCUUCGCGGCCGCGCCUUCGGAGCGGGCCCGGCGCGUAGCGGCGGCGGCCUCGCCCCUCUCCUCCCCAACUGCGCGUCGCCUCCAACCUCCGCAGCCAGAGGACCCGCGGCGGCGGCGCGGCCCAGCCGCCCGAGGUCGGCGGCCGCGCGCAGCCCACUCCAGCGUGCCUCCAUGACAUUGGGCGCCCGGGGCGCGGGGAGAUGCUGAUCCGGAAGAGGCAAUGGCUGCAGUGCCGCGCGCGCGGCCGCUCCCGGCCCGCCGUCCGGCCUGGGCUGCUCUGUCAGAGUCUCUGAUCUAGCGCGACCCGGGCCCGGAGCCUGUAGCAGCGGCGGCGGCAGCAGCGGCAGCGGCGGCGGCGGCAGCAGCGGCGGCGGCGACGCCGGCAUCGACCUAACUUGCACGCGCGGAGUGACCCCAGACAUUUCACUAAAAUGAGCGUGCUUAGCAGGAAGAGAUGUGUUCCUUACACUAGAAAUUACCCCGUCACAUGUAGUGGUGUCCCAAUUAAUGGAUUCUGACAUGGAUUAUGAAAGGCCAAACGUAGAGACCAUCAAGUGCGUUGUGGUGGGAGACAACGCGGUGGGCAAGACCAGGCUCAUCUGUGCCCGGGCCUGCAAUGCUACCCUCACCCAGUACCAGCUGCUCGCCACCCAUGUGCCCACGGUUUGGGCCAUCGACCAGUAUCGGGUGUGCCAGGAGGUGCUGGAACGCUCCAGAGAUGUGGUAGAUGAUGUCAGCGUCUCCCUCCGCCUCUGGGACACCUUUGGAGACCACCACAAAGACCGUCGCUUUGCUUAUGGGAGAUCCGAUGUGGUGGUUCUGUGCUUCUCCAUUGCCAACCCCAAUUCCCUCCACCAUGUCAAGACCAUGUGGUACCCAGAAAUCAAGCACUUCUGCCCCCGAGCACCUGUCAUCUUGGUGGGGUGCCAGCUGGACCUGCGCUAUGCGGACCUGGAGGCUGUCAAUAGGGCCAGGCGACCCUUGGCUAGGCCCAUCAAGCCCAAUGAGAUCCUUCCCCCAGAGAAGGGUCGGGAGGUGGCCAAGGAGCUGGGCAUCCCCUACUAUGAGACCAGUGUGGUGGCCCAGUUUGGCAUCAAGGACGUCUUUGACAAUGCCAUCCGCGCCGCGCUCAUCUCCCGCCGCCACCUGCAGUUCUGGAAAUCCCACCUCCGCAACGUGCAGCGGCCUCUGCUGCAGGCGCCCUUCUUGCCUCCCAAGCCGCCUCCCCCCAUCAUCGUGGUGCCCGACCCCCCCUCCAGCAGCGAGGAGUGCCCCGCCCACCUCCUGGAGGACCCGCUGUGCGCGGAUGUCAUACUGGUGCUGCAGGAGCGGGUGCGCAUCUUUGCCCACAAGAUCUACCUCUCCACCUCCUCCUCCAAGUUCUACGACCUAUUUCUCAUGGACCUGAGUGAGGGGGAGCUGGGGGGCCCCUCGGGCCCCGGGGGCCCCCGCCCAGAGGACCACCGGGGUCACCCCGAUCACCACCACCACCAUCACCACCACCACCAUGGCCGGGACUUCCUGCUGCGGGCGGCCAGCUUUGACGUAUGCGAGAGUGUGGAGGAGGGUGGGGGCUCGGGGCCUGCUGGGCUCCGUGCUUCUACCAGCGAUGGGAUCUUACGUGGCAAUGGAACAGGUUAUCUGCCUGGGAGGGGCCGGGUACUAUCUUCCUGGAGCCGAGCUUUUGUGAGCAUCCAGGAGGAAAUGGCAGAAGAUCCUCUGACCUACAAGUCCCGGCUGAUGGUGGUGGUAAAGAUGGAUAACUCCAUCCAGCCGGGACCCUUCCGGGCUGUUCUGAAGUACCUGUACACCGGGGAGCUGGACGAAAAUGAGCGCGACCUCAUGCACAUCGCCCACAUUGCCGAACUGCUUGAGGUCUUUGAUCUGCGCAUGAUGGUGGCCAACAUUCUCAACAAUGAGGCCUUCAUGAACCAAGAGAUCACUAAGGCCUUCCAUGUCCGCCGGACCAACCGGGUGAAGGAGUGCUUGGCAAAAGGCACCUUUUCAGAUGUGACCUUCAUCCUGGACGAUGGCACCAUCAGCGCCCAUAAGCCCCUGUUGAUUUCCAGCUGUGACUGGAUGGCCGCCAUGUUUGGGGGACCAUUCGUGGAGAGUUCCACCAGGGAGGUGGUGUUCCCGUACACGAGCAAGAGCUGCAUGAGGGCCGUGCUGGAGUACCUCUACACGGGCAUGUUCACCUCCAGCCCCGACCUGGAUGACAUGAAGCUCAUCAUCCUGGCCAACCGCCUCUGCCUGCCGCACCUGGUUGCCCUCACAGAGCAGUACACAGUGACCGGGCUGAUGGAAGCAACACAGAUGAUGGUGGACAUUGAUGGGGACGUCCUCGUGUUCCUAGAACUGGCUCAGUUCCACUGCGCAUACCAACUGGCCGACUGGUGUCUUCACCACAUCUGCACCAACUACAACAACGUGUGCCGCAAGUUCCCCCGAGACAUGAAGGCCAUGUCCCCAGAAAACCAGGAGUACUUCGAGAAGCACCGGUGGCCGCCCGUCUGGUACCUGAAGGAAGAGGAUCACUACCAGCGGGCACGGAAGGAGCGUGAGAAGGAGGACUAUCUCCACCUGAAACGGCAGCCCAAGCGGCGGUGGCUGUUCUGGAACAGUCCCUCCUCUCCGUCCUCUUCUGCAGCCUCCUCGUCAUCCCCAUCUUCCUCCUCGGCUGUGGUCUGAGACGCUGCCAUCCUCUUCUGACCCUGCUGCUCUUCCCCCCUCUCGCCUUUGCCCCUCUGCUCUUCUGCACCGCCCCUCCACCUUCCAGGGACAAGGGGACCCACGUAACCAGGACCCCAAGGGCAGAGCUGUUCUCACCAGCUGACGUAGCUCAGCGAGAGAGGAGGGGGGCCUUGUGGAUCAGUGCAGGGACCCCCUGCAGGGGACCCUAGUUCCAGAGCGGGGUGGUAGGCUGACAGCUACAGAGAGGCAGGGGGCAGGGAGGGCGCAGAGAGCUCUGGCAUCUGACUCUGGCGUGGAGAAUGCUGGGGUCCAUGGGAGACUCUCCCAGCCAGGAAGCUGUGAGGCUCGGUCUGUGGAGGCGGCCCCCUCCCAGGAGUGGCUGUGCACAGAGAGGGUCUUGUCUCUUGGCCACAUUUUUCCAGCCACGGACCUGAGGGUAGCAGAUGUUUUGUGGGGCGCCUACUCAGAUCCUUGCUGGAGAGGUCAGGGUAGAAAUGAAACUUUCAGACCCAACUUGAGGCUUCCACAUCCUGGGGUGAAGCUGCUGAGGACAUGGGUGGGAAGGCCCUCCCUCCCUGGGUGUGAGUGUCCAGGCCUGAUCAAGGAUGGCACAGCCUGGUCUGAGCUUUCGGUCUUGGCGCAGUGAGAAACUUCUCCCUCCCCGUCCUUGCCCCACUCAGAUCCAGAGAUGGGAACCGAAGGAAACAGCUGGAACAGGAGAGGAGAAAGUUGGGGGGGGUGGUUUCUGGGUGCAGCAACCCCAUGCUCUUCUGGGCUGCUCCCCCUGCCUCUGGUUAGCACGGCUUCUUAGCACGGUGGGGCAAAAUCAGCAAAAAACAAAACGAAACAAAAACAAAAAAAAACACAGAAAAACCGAAAUCCCAAACAGCAGCAAAAUCACCCCAACAAAAACAUGUUGGCUUCUAUCCCCUCGAAGAAAAACAACA